UCAGGAUCUGCUCCAGCAAACGGGAAGCAACGACGGCAGUUUGAGCUUUCAUUGAGAAUAAAAAGGGUGAAAGGCGAGACGAAAACGUAAAACGAACUGUCUUUGCCUCUCAGCCUCCAGCCAAGAUGAUCCACAGCCUGUUCUUAGUGAACGCCUCAGGGGACAUUUUCCUGGAGAAGCACUGGAAGAGCGUGGUCAGCCGCUCAGUGUGUGACUACUUCUUUGAGGCACAGGAGCGUGCCACUGAGCCGGAGAACGUCCCACCAGUGAUCCCCACACCACACCACUACCUUAUCAGUGUGCUCAGGCAUCGCAUCUACUUUGUGGCAGUCAUCCAGAGCGAGGUGCCGCCGCUCUUCGUCAUCGAGUUUCUGCACAGAGUUGUCGACACGUUCCAGGACUAUUUUGGAGUGUGUACAGAGGCUGCCAUCAAGGACAAUGUGGUAGUUGUCUAUGAACUACUGGAGGAGAUGCUGGACAACGGCUUUCCACUGGCCACAGAGUCCAACAUCCUCAAAGAGCUCAUUAAACCCCCCACCAUCCUCCGCACAAUGGUCAACACCAUCACAGGCAGCACCAACGUGGGUGAACAGCUCCCUACAGGCCAGCUGUCAGUGGUACCAUGGCGACGCACCGGGGUCAAAUACACCAACAACGAAGCUUAUUUUGAUGUGGUGGAGGAGAUCGAUGCUAUCAUUGAUAAAUCAGGCUCCACUAUUACAGCAGAAAUCCAGGGAGUUAUUGAUGCUUGUGUAAAACUGACAGGCAUGCCUGACCUUACCCUGUCAUUCAUGAAUCCUCGGCUGCUGGAUGAUGUGAGUUUCCACCCGUGUGUUCGGUUCAAGCGCUGGGAAGCCGAGCGGAUCCUCUCCUUCAUCCCCCCGGACGGAAACUUCCGUUUGCUCUCGUACCACGUCAGCUCGCAGAACUUGGUGGCAAUCCCAGUGUAUGUCAAGCACAACAUCACCUUCCGUGAGGGAAGCUCCCAGGGACGUUUUGACUUGACCCUGGGCCCCAAACAGACCAUGGGCAAGGCCGUGGAGUCGGUCCUAGUCAGCAGCCAGCUGCCCCGGGGCGUCCUCAACGCCAACCUCAACCCAUCCCAGGGAACAUACACCUUUGACCCAGUCACAAAGCUGUUGUCAUGGGAUGUUGGUAAGAUCAACCCACAGAAGCUCCCCAGUCUGAAAGGUACUAUGAGCCUGCAGGCCGGGGCCUCCAAACCUGACGAGAACCCCACCAUCAACAUCCAGUUCAAGAUCCAACAGAUGGCCAUCUCAGGGCUGAAGGUGAAUCGACUGGACAUGUAUGGUGAGAAAUAUAAACCUUUCAAAGGCAUCAAGUAUAUGACGAAGGCUGGCAAGUUUCAGGUCCGGACUUAAAGACUGCUUCUCUGUGACUACCAGACCAAACCACACUGAGACUGAGGGGUGGUGGUGGUGGUGGUGGUGGUGAUGUGAUGGGGGAAGGGGAGUUGGUACAUUCCCUAUGUAUAUGCAUUUCAGGAUUUACCUGCACAGACUGGAGGCUCCUUGUAGCAGCUGAAAAUGGACCAUUUCAUAUAUAGAUCUUUGUUGAAUUAAAAGCAUCAGAUGUCCAGUAAACAGGUUAGAGCUUUGACUGAAUCUACAGAGUUUGAAUCAAGUGUAAAAAAAAGCAUUUCCAUCUGUAUUCAAGCUGAACCCAGGCCAAACCCAGCUGAUCCACAUGUAUAUUACUCCUGAUCUGUACUUUAUUUAACCGAUUUUUUCACUGAUGAUUUGAAUCCUGAGCCCGAAUCAAACCAGAGCAGUUAGUUUACUAGUUUAUGUCGAUUCAAGCGCCACCAAGUUCAUACAGAAAUUUCAGAGUCUAACUAUCAAACAAACAAGACCAUGAUCUGCUGCUGUACUGUUUCAGCUGUUGGAGUCAGCUUUGAAAGUGAUCCGUCCUCCACUGUUCCACACAGGAUUUUAUUGUCUGUGUCAUGUUUGUCUAGACAGGUGUGUGCAGGUGACUAUUGUUUACACUCCAAACAAGAGAUAGUGGAUAUUGGACCAAUAGUAAAUUAAAAUAGAGCCCCACUAUCAUAAAAGGUGAUAGCAUGAUAGCUGUAUAGUAUGACAGCAUGUCAGAGGACCUGCAAGAUGAAACAACACAGUAAUACACUAAACUAAGCCAGUAGCUUAUAGCUGACAUUUCUUGCUGCAAGUCAGCUCUAGGGAAACCUAAAUGAAAGUUUAAAUGAUCCCAAAUUUUGCAGAACAGAUGAUAUAAUGUUAAUCUGUGUUCCAAAGGUUCCCCAUAGUGAGCUAGCUAACUAGUGAAAAUGACUAAUGUAUUUCUUAUACUCCUGUCUAAUUCCUCUUCCAGCGUUCAUCUGUUUUGUGUUUGCGUUUCUGUUUGUUCUAUAAUUUGAUGAAUUUGUCCACAGCACUGGAGUCAGCACACUGAUGUAUGAGAAUGUGAUACUGGAGCCGUCCUUAAUCAUUCACUUUCCCACCUGCUGGUACUAACACUGAAGCUGUUUAAGAUAUUUAUUACCAUGAUGGUUUCUGGGAGAAUUUCAGGUACAUGUUCACCUGUUUUUACUCAACUUAAAUUAUUAUUUAUUAAACAGUACAAACGAUUUGCACAAGUAAUAUCUUGUGUACAGCUGUUUCCCACUCCUGCUUUCUAUCAUUCAGUUCUUAAAAGCUUCAACUCUGCGGGAGCUUGUUACUUAACCAUUUUAUGGCCAAACAGUGCGGACAGUUUUCUCAGAAAUUUUACUUUUCAACAUAUCGAAACAUGACAAAGAUUUUUGACCCUGUUGAGAUUGGUGCUUAACGCUGUGAUCCAAAUUAUCCAAAACAAUUUUCUCAGUGCAUCGCAACCCUUAGAGACAGAGAAACUGCAUAAAUCUUAAUAUCUAUUUGUAUACAUCAUGUCAACAUAACAUUAUGAAUGUCACUAUGGCAACUGGGCAGAUCUGGAUAAUUCAGCAGGAGAGUCAGUGUGAUACAGAAAUGCCUCUGGGUCUGCUGAAAUCAGCUCACUGUCAGUUUCCUGCCUCUUCAUGUCACUGGCUAUAAACAGAAUGUGGUGUUAACAACUCAGAAUAUGAAUAUAUUAAACUAUGUAUUACAGUACGAUGGCCAUGGUAACGCAGAAGAAAUGCUGAAAGUUUGCAUUUUGUGUUUAUGGAAUUAUGUUUGUGUGUUUGUUAAACAGCCUCCAAUGGAGUGUUACACUGGUGUAAAAAUAAAGACUUGAUGUGUUAUAACU
Messenger RNA from Toxotes jaculatrix (banded archerfish), 3246 nucleotides. It is a transcript of the gene ap3m2, whose product is annotated as adaptor related protein complex 3 subunit mu 2. The transcript is spliced from 9 exons. The record is from RefSeq and is a predicted model, not a curated record. Gene Ontology annotation, biological process: intracellular protein transport; endocytosis. NCBI's taxonomy places the organism in Eukaryota, Metazoa, Chordata, Actinopteri, Toxotidae. Gene Ontology annotation, cellular component: cytoplasmic vesicle; clathrin adaptor complex. The coding region runs from base 126 to 1382 and encodes 418 amino acids.